Messenger RNA from Aspergillus heteromorphus CBS 117.55, 1449 nucleotides. RefSeq lists its product as uncharacterized. The coding region runs from base 163 to 1248 and encodes 361 amino acids. Gene Ontology annotation, biological process: DNA-templated transcription. The record is from RefSeq and is a predicted model, not a curated record. Lineage: Eukaryota; Fungi; Ascomycota; Eurotiomycetes; Eurotiales; Aspergillaceae. The transcript has a single exon. Gene Ontology annotation, molecular function: DNA binding; zinc ion binding.
CAGCUCCGGUCCUGUGAUAACCUGGAAGAUGUUGCGCAAUCGCUUGUCGGUCAAGGCCAAGGGAGGAGUUUCACAAAUACCCCAGAGGACGCUGCCACCAUCGCUAGCGAGGAUGAAACUCUCACGCAGGCGGACCAGUUCGAAUCGGAGCUGGCAGGGAAGAUGAGCGAGCUCGUGUUGGACGGGUCUCGAAAAUUCAUCGGAGGAACGUCUAACCUGAUCUUCCUGCCGCCCGGAUCAGAGCUGAAUGAGUUCAAUCCGACUUUGGGUGGUCCAGGACUCGAUCUGCUACCUGAUUGUUCAGUUACUCAGUGGACAAGAGUGACCAGCGACGAAAGGCUGAUCAGCCAUCUCAUGACAAUGUACUUCACAUGGCAUUACCCUUUCUUCACGACUCUCGCCAAAGACCUGUUUUACCGCGACUAUGUUCGGGGGGUUCCCAGCCAGUAUUGCUCGACAUUGCUAGUCAAUGCGAUGCUGGCUCUUGGUUGUCACUUCAGCGACUGGGAAGGCGCUCGCGAGGACCCACGGAACUCCGCGACUGCUGGCGAUCAUUUUUUCAAAGAGGCCAAACGAUUGUUCUUUGAGAACGACGAACAUGCGAAUGCAAAGCUGUGCACUGUGCAAGCACUGGCUCUCCUGUCUGUCCGCGAGGCUGGCUGUGGCCGCGAAACCAAAGGCUGGGUCUACAGUGGAAUGAGCUUCCGGAUGGCUUUUGACCUAGGCUUGAACUUUGACUCAACCAGCCUCGGGGCGCGCAAUCUCAGUGAGGACGAAGUGGAUGCGCGAAGGAUCACUUUUUGGGGUUGUUUCCUUUUUGACAAGUAUGUAAUUGAUGACCCUGACAGAAGGCGUGCGGAGGCUAACCCUUGCAGGUGCUGGUCUAACUACCUGGGUCGUCAACCUCAGUUGGGUACAAGUAGCGGGAGCGUGCCGAUGGUGGAUAUCUUGCCUAACGAGGAAGCUGAACUGUGGUCGCCGUAUAUGGAUACCGGGGCUGGCCGUGAACAUACUCAGCCCUCGCGAAUCAGAACCGUUGCCUCCCAGGUCUUUCGUUUGUGUGAAAUCAAUGGUGAUCUGCUCGUGUUUUUCUACAACCCAGCUCCCAAGGAAAAGCCUACCACUAAACAGGCGGAACUCAAGAAGCUCAGCGAGAUUCACACCAGGCUCGAAGCCUGGAAGAAAGAGCUGCCAAAUGAACUCCGGCCACAGGAAGGCCAGCUCCCUCAGGCACUUCUUAUGCAGUAAGCUGAACCAUUGUUCUUAAUGCUUUAGAAGCACUAUCGCUGACCUCUCGAAGCAUGUUCUAUCAGCUCCUCCUCAUACAUCUAUAUCGCCCUUUCCUGAAGUACACCAAGUCCAACUCGCCGCUUCCUCACCAUAUUUCUCCUCGCAAGCUAUGCACGCAGGCGGCAUCUGCAAUUUCAAAGCUGCUAAGGAUGUAUAAAC